AUGGGGAACCCCAGCAAUGUGACGGAAUUCAUUCUUUUGGGCAUUGCAAAGAACCCAGAGCUGCGAAAAAUACUCUCUGCUGUGUUUCUAAUCAUGUACGUGUCCACCGUUUUGGGAAACCUUCUCAUUGUGGUAACUGUGGUCACAAGUCAGAGUCUGAGGUCACCCAUGUAUUUUUUCCUUACCUCCUUGUCCGUCAUGGAUGUCACCUACUCUUCGGUCAUUGCCCCCAAGUUGAUUGUGGACUCCCGCUCUGAGAGCACUGUCGUCUCGCUCAAAGCCUGCAUGGCCCAGCUCUUCUCUGAGCACUUCUUUGGUGGAGUGGGCAUCAUCCUUCUCACUGUGAUGGCCUAUGACCGUUACGUGGCCAUCUGUAAGCCUCUUCACUACAAGACCAUCAUGAGGCCUCCUGUGUGCUGCCUACUGCUGGGAGGGUCAUGGGUGGGAGCACUUAUCCAUGCAACAGUGCAGCUUCUCUUCAUGUAUCAAAUACCCUUCUGUGGUCCCAACGUCAUUGAUCACUUUAUGUGUGAUUUGUUUCCGUUGCUGAAACUGGCCUGCAUGGACACCCGCACCCUGGGCCUCUUAGUCAUCCUCAACAGUGGGGUGAUGUGUGUCACCAUCUUCUUCAUCCUCGUCACCUCUUAUGUGGUCAUUCUCUGCUCCCUGAAGUCCUACAGUUCUGAAGGGCGGCGUAAAGCCCUCUCCACCUGUGGCUCCCACCUCAUGGUGGUCUUCAUGUUCUUCAUGCCUUGUAUUUUCUUGUACGUGAGGCCUGUGGUCACUUACCCCAUAGACAAGGCAAUGGCUGUGUCCUUCACCAUCGUUGCACCCAUGUUAAAUCCCCUGAUCUACACCUUGAGGAAUGUGGAGGUGAAAAACGCCAUGAGGAAACUGUGGAUGAAACAAGGGGCCUUGUGUGGUCAUUAG
Messenger RNA from Rangifer tarandus platyrhynchus (Svalbard reindeer), 930 nucleotides. The record is from the annotation of a GenBank genome assembly. Lineage: Eukaryota; Metazoa; Chordata; Mammalia; Artiodactyla; Cervidae.